Molecule: messenger RNA, 444 nt
Organism: Vitis riparia (riverbank grape)
Lineage: Eukaryota; Viridiplantae; Streptophyta; Magnoliopsida; Vitales; Vitaceae
Product: egg cell-secreted protein 1.3
Exons: 1
Coding region: 1-444 (147 amino acids)
Biological process (GO): double fertilization forming a zygote and endosperm
Source: RefSeq, a predicted model, not a curated record
AUGGCUCUGAUGCUGAAGCUCUUUCUUUUUACUCUUCUCUCUGCAUGGAGCCUGGGAUCCAUGGCUUCCGCACGGUACCUGGACAAGAGCUUCAGCCUUGCUGCUCGAUUACAUGCGGACGACGACUCAUCAUCCAAGUGCUGGGAGUCUUUGCUUGAGCUUCAGGCAUGCACUGGAGAGGUUGUCCUGUUCUUCCUCAAUGGUGAGACUCACCUCGGGGCCGGCUGUUGCCAAGCCAUUCAGACCAUCGAGCACCAAUGCUGGCCUGCCAUGCUUACUUCCAUUGGUUUCACUGCCGAGGAGGGCGACAUCCUCCAAGGUUACUGUGAUGCAACCACAUCCUCUUCGGCUCCCCCACCACCACCACCACCACCACCACCCCCACCACCAUCCAUGGAGCCUAAUGACGUGGUUACCUUGGGUGGCUUUUUCCUCGAUCCUUAG